AUGACUAUUUUAUGCUCCAAUAAACCAUUUCCAAAUGACAAAUAUAGGGCAUCUGAAUUAAGGUCAUUUGCCGAAAUAACAAUUCGUGAAUGUCAUUUGUCAUUUGGGAUGUCCGAAAUGAGCAUUUGGGCUCAACCUAAUGAACCACAUCUUGUGUAUUAUAAAUAUCCAAUUAUUGGACAUACUAUUGAUUAUCAUAAAGAAAGUACGAAAUUUAUUAAAGAAUGCCAUGAAAAGUACGGAGAAAUCUUUUCAUUAUAUGUUUUUGGUCAAAUUAUAACUAUAGUUGGCGGAGAACUUUCUCCUGAAAUCUUCAAAAAUCACAAAGAAUUUUCUUUCAACGCAGCUAUUGAUGAGUUUUUUCCUUUGCAUGGCUUUAUGGGUCGCCCAAGAGAAUUUUUAAGUGGAUUAACCACAAUAGUUCAAAGAAAUUUGUCAGGAGAUUUAAAAUUCUAUACGAAUCGUGUUCAAGGACAACUACUUAAAUCUAUUGACGAAAUAAUUGGAGACGGUAAAGUUUUACAACCCCCUUUAAAAUCCUUACAACUCCUUGUCGCAAAACCGGUUGCCGCUGCUGUGGCCGAAGAAUUUACUGAUGAUAAAGAAUUGAUAAAUUCAUUCGCUUAUUCUGUAAAUGAUAUUUCUUCGUUCUUAUCAUUUCCACCGAUUUUACAUUUCAUUAGUCCUAAAUUGCAUCAGAAAUUUCUGAUAACGUUUUUUCGUAUUGCAAAUAAUCCCUUCGUAGAUCAUAGAGAAACCAUUAAAAGAAAGAUUACGCCAGUGGUUAAGAAAAGAUUAAGUGAAAUGAAGAAACUUGACGGUGCUUAUACUCCACCGGUUGAUAUAUUACAAAACUUUAUUGAUAUGUUUGGUGAUGAUAUCGAUUCUAUCACGGAUUAUAUAAUUUCAUUGAUAUUUGCAGCUGUACAUACAACGUCAACAUCCCUUAAUAGUAUUCUACAAGAAUUUGUAAAUAACCCGCAGUUUCAUGAGGAACUACUAGAAGAACAAAAACAACUGUUUAAAAGUAAAGAAAAUGAUUAUUACACUAUUGAACAAAUUUCUAAAUUGGAAAGGUUAGAUAGCAUGGUUAGAGAAACAUUUAGAUUAUAUGUCGGUGCGAGUACAUUACCACAUAAAGUAUUGUCUCCUUAUUACACAUUUUCAAGCGGACAUCAAGUUCCAAAAGGUCGAAACGUUUAUAUUCGUGUAAAAGAAAUUCAUAAUGAUGAUAAAAUUCAUGGUCAAAAUUCGAAAGAAUUCAAUGCUUUCCGACACUUGGAAAGUAAAUCGCCUGCCUCACGUGUUGAAAAGAAUUUCUUAACGUUCGGUUUUGGUAAACAUGCUUGUCCAGGACGUUUUUUUGCGGUAAACGAAAUUAAAAUUGCUUUGCAUUACUUAUUAUUGAAAUAUGAUAUUAGAAAGGUUGGCGAUGAAAAAAUUAAUCCAUUAAUGAAAAGGAAUCCAACUUUUCCAAGUGUUGAAGGGUUAUUAUUUGAAAAGAGAAAGUCAAUUAUUUAA
This is a messenger RNA of Funneliformis geosporum, 1521 nucleotides long. The record is from the annotation of a GenBank genome assembly. NCBI's taxonomy places the organism in Eukaryota, Fungi, Glomeromycota, Glomeromycetes, Glomerales, Glomeraceae.